Ustilago hordei is the source of this 1668-nucleotide messenger RNA. RefSeq lists its product as uncharacterized. The coding region runs from base 1 to 1668 and encodes 555 amino acids. Lineage: Eukaryota; Fungi; Basidiomycota; Ustilaginomycetes; Ustilaginales; Ustilaginaceae. The record is from RefSeq and is a predicted model, not a curated record. Gene Ontology annotation, molecular function: GTPase activity; protein binding; GTP binding. The transcript has 2 exons. Gene Ontology annotation, biological process: tRNA methylation; tRNA wobble uridine modification. Gene Ontology annotation, cellular component: cytoplasm; mitochondrion.
AUGGUCGCCAAGAGCUCGGGCAACUUGACUGCGGGCCUACACCCGAUCGCAGCCCAAUGUAUUCCUUCGAUAAGGCUGCAAGUGCCAACCUUCCUCGCUCCUUUUCUCAUUCGCAACGUUGGCACCACUACAUCGCGUUCACCUCUGGACAAGAAACUUGCAUCCGGCUCAGGCAUUGCAGGAGUAGCGAUAAUCCGCAUCUCCGGCCCUCGAACCUCCGAACUCUACUUCUCCCUAUGUCUCACCUCACGUCUCACUCGAUAUCGUCGUCUCCCAUCCUCUCACAAACUCGUCCUCCGCAACAUACAUGAUCCUAUCUCUGGCGAGCUUCUAGACGUAGGAGCAGGAAUUAUCUACUUUCCGGCUGGGAGAAGUUACACUGGCGAACAAGUGUUAGAACUGCACAUCCACGGAGGCAGUGCUACUGUGCGGGAUGUCAUGGAUGCAAUUUGGGCUUGCAGCAAUGUUGCAUCAAACAACGUUGGAAAAGGAGAGCGGCUAUGCGGUAGGGUUCGACCAGCAGAUCCAGGAGAAUUCACAAGAAGAGCAUAUACAAAUAAUCGCCUCGACCUGGCUUCAGCUGAAGCACUCCAUUCCCUCAUCACUAGCGAGACUUCUAGACAGCGUCAAGUAGCAUUAUUCGGCGCGUCAGGCUUACAAACCCAACUAUACGAAGAGAUUCGAGCGCGACUGUUGGGAUUCAUGGCAAUGAUGGAAGCCUUGAUUGAUUUUGGCGAUCAAGAUGGAGUUGAAGACGGCACUCUUCACGCUGCCCUGUCCUCUGUUGAAUCGCUUGCUACGAUGCUCAGAUCUGAACUUGGUCUGAGGCCCAGCAAGGAAGAAGAAAAGGGGAGCAGGAUACAAAGGCAGAAGAGGCACGUGGGCGAGAUACUAACAAAUGGCAUCAGACUGGCAAUAUAUGGACCACCCAAUGCAGGUAAAUCUAGCUUGUUGAACAGGUUGGCGGAUAGAAAAGCGGCUAUAGUAUCCGAUCUUCCGGGCACAACCAGGGAUGUGUUACAGGUCAAUUUGGAUUUGGCUGGCUACAAGGUGCUAGUCUACGACACCGCGGGGAUUCGCGACGAUCCAGAGAGGAGUAGUGAUGUAGAGGGAUGGGACAGAAAGGUGGAUGAAAUAGAAGCAAUAGGAAUAGAAAGAGCAAUAGAAGCUGUACGAGAAGCCGACCUCUCACUCCUCGUUCUACCUGCGACCACCGAGGGCUCAACCAAGUUCGAAGUGCUUCGACCAAACAGCUACACAGAAAACGAUCCGGAUCUUGUCUUUUAUAACAAAGUCGAUCUUCUUCCGCACACCUGCAACACUUCAGACCCGGUCCCAAGGAGGAGAGUUUGGAAGGGCAGCGUUCUCACCGGCUCUCAACUCCCCGAUCUUAUUGACGGUCUAGCAGAGCUGAUAGCUAAGAAAUACGUAAUCACGCAAACAGAGGCUCCGUUGAUCACGCAAUCACGACACAGUUUCUUGCUCAGCGAGUGCUUGGAUCACGUAGAUCAGUUCCUAGCGCUUGCAGGAGGAGAAGAAAUGCAUCCCGUCCUUGCAGUGGAAGAGUUAAGAUAUGCUGCGAAAGCGGUGGGAAAGCUCACGGGAAGAGAUGUCAGUCCCGAUGAGAUUUUGGGUAGUAUCUUUUCUACUUUUUGUAUUGGCAAGUAG